CUGGGUAUCAGAUCAGCGUGACAGGGCGUGUACCAGAGUCGACCUAUAAAUCCACUCAGAAAUCCAGGUCUGACAUCCACUUCGGUUUAGGAUCUCGUCCACAAUGGUUAUCACGCGUUUGUUCCUCGCUGUCGUCGUUAUUGCGGGUGUGGCGUCCGCCAUUCCGGAUUAUGCAUCAACCAUCCGCCCUCCAUCCUUCCCACUGGCGGUCAGAAAUCCAUACACAAACGUCUGGCUGCCCGCUAACGAACUACCGGGUAACUGGCCCGUUUUUUGGACUAGCAGAACUAAGGGAUGGACCGGCAUGAUUCAGGUCGAUGGGAAUCCCUUCAUCUGGAUGGGACGUCCGAUGGAAUCCGGUCAACUGAUGGCCCCUUUGGCCACCCAACUCUUCUCUUAUAUCACCCCCACUCAAACCAUCUUUGGCUUAAGGGCGGGGCCACUUGACCUCAACGUGACCUUCUUCUCUCCCGUGGAAGUUACUGACAUCCAACGUCAAUCCAUUCCCCUCUCGUACGUCACAGCUUCUGUCGCCUCGAAUGAUGGGGCCUCCCACGAUACACAGAUUUAUAUGGACAUCUCCGGAGAAUGGGCGGCCAAUGAUGAAAGCCAGAUCGUCAACUGGGCGGCCGCCUUGACCCCAAGCGGUCUCAAGGUUUGGUCCACUCAACUCCAAAACAUGAACAAGUUUGGGGAACAGAGCGACUACGCGGCGUGGGGAUAUGCAGUUCUAGCCGCGGCGGGAACUUCAACUCACAUGUCGAACUCAGACGUAACUGUGCGAGGAACAUUCGUACGGGAUGGAGUGCUUCCUAAUACUAACGACCCCAAUUUCAGACCAGCCAAUGACCGGUGGCCUACUUUUGGGUUUGCGCAAUCGCUUGGUUCCGUUGGAGUUGCCCCGGCAGAAGCGCAAUGGGUUGUCGGUAACGUUCGGGACGAUAACAUUAACUGGUUAGGGACAGCUCUUCCCGCUCUGUGGCUCUCAUACUGGCCGAACUUUCCUGCUAUGCUGGACUUCUUUUGGAACGAUCUUCCCACCGCGUUAGAAACCGCGGACGCCUUGGAUACGCAAAUCCUUACUGCCGCCUACAAUUCGGCGGGACAGUAUUACGCGGAUAUUUUGGCGUUGUCGCUUCGCCAGUCGUAUGCAGGAAAUGAAUUCUCUGGAACGGCCGAGGUGCCAGAAUAUUAUCAGAAGGAGAUCAGCUCGGGAGCUUUUAUGCAGACUGUGGACGUGAUUUAUCCCACAGCUCCCAUGUUUUACUACCUGAAUAUCACCUAUCUCGAACUUCUUCUCGAACCGCUGUUCUACCAGAUGGAGAACGGAGUAUGGACGCAGCCUUUCGCCAUGCAUGACAUUGGAGAUUUCUACCCGAACGCUUUGGGUCAAGGGUACGGUGGCGACAUGCCGGUCGAGGAAUCCGCCAAUAUGAUCUUAAUGGUGGGCGAUAUCGCCUUCCAUCCCACCGCCGAAGCUGAGAAGAGCCGCGCCUACAUUCUUCGCCAUUACGACAUCAUGGCGGCAUGGGCGACUUACCUGUACGAAAAUUGUCUCUACCCAGUCGACCAAUUGACUACGGACGACUUUAUUGGACACACCGAACUCAAUAGUGGCCUCGCCCUGAAGGGAAUUUUGGGCAUGGCCACGUUCGCCAAGCUCUCCGAAUUUGUUGGAAAUCAAACCAAUGCUGACUUCUACAACGCCGCGGUGGCCGAAUUUAUCCCGAUUUGGCGCAUGGAGUCGAUGCAUGUGGAUGGUGAUCACUUGAAAAUGGAGUACAACGUUUCCAACGGAUAUCAAUUCAAGUACAAUGCGUUCCACGAUAAAUUGCUGGGAUUGGGCGUCGUUCCCGCCGAUAUUUAUCAGAUGGAGGCUGAUUACUAUCUCACCAAGAUGGAACCUUACGGGAUACCCUUUGUGAGCAUUAGGGAUUUUACAAAGUCGGACUGGGAAAUGUGGACCGCGGCUGCUUUUGGAGAUGAAAAUCCUGCCCUUCGUUCCGGUUUGGUUGAAGCGUUAGGAAAAUUUUUACGAGUGACGCCGCAACGCGUCCCCUUCACCGAUUGGUACACGACAGCUACGUCGAAUCAUGUCGGCUUCCAGGCCAGACCGGUUGCUGGAGGUCAUUUUGCACUUCUCGCUUUAGAAAUGGCAAAGGCCCAUAGAAACGAAGUAUGAUUUGUAAUUUGUUGUAAUAAAUGUUACCGUUGUCUUAAUUUGGCAACCAAAAUUUUCUGGA
Messenger RNA from Folsomia candida, 2243 nucleotides. Its product is annotated as glutaminase A. The record is from RefSeq and is a predicted model, not a curated record. Bases 104 to 2182 code for a protein of 692 amino acids. NCBI's taxonomy places the organism in Eukaryota, Metazoa, Arthropoda, Collembola, Entomobryomorpha, Isotomidae. The transcript is spliced from 6 exons.